GUCUCUGUAUUCACGCAGUAAAAUGGCAGAAGCCAGAGUUUCUCAGAUGAGAGCAUGCAGCUGCCCUCAGUGCAGACGGACCUUCAGUUCAAGACCUGCUUUAGCUAGAAACAGCAUCUUGGCUAAAAUAGUAAAGAAACUGAAGAAGACCAAACGUCCUGCUGACUGUGACACUGGAGCUGGAGAUGUGCAGUGUGACGUCUGUACUGGAAGAAAAUACAAAGCUGUCAAGUCCUGUCUGGUGUGUCUGAACUCUUACUGUCAGUAUCACCUCGAACAACAUGAGAGUUUCUUUAAAGGAAAGAGACACAAAGUGACUGAAGCCACUGGACGACUGCAGGAGAUGAUCUGCCAGAAACAUAAGAAGCUCCUCAAGGUUUUCUGUCGCACUGACCAGGAAUGUAUAUGUCUGCUGUGUUUGAUGGAUGAACAUACAAACCAUGACACUGUAUCAGCUACAGAACAGAGGACAGAGAAACAGAAGCAGCUGAAGGAGACGCAGAAGACGCUCCAGCAGAGAAUCCAGCAGAGAGAGAAAGAUCUUCAGCAGGUGAGAGAGGCUGUGGAGUCUCAUAAGCGCUCUGCACAGACAGCAGUGGAGGACAGUGAGAGGAUCUUUACUGAGCUCAUCCGCUCCCUCAGAGAUCAGGAAAAGCAAGCAGUGAGUCGAGCUGAAGGACGACUGGAGCAACUGGAGCAGGAGAUCAAUGAUCUGAGGAGGAGAGACGCUGAGCUGGAGCAGCUUUCACACACACAGGAUCACAUCCAGUUCCUGCAGAGUUUCAAGUCUCUCUCAGCACCUCCUGAAUCUACAGACGUAAAUGACGAUCCCUUCAGUUCUCUCUUCUCUUCUGAUGGCCUGAGAAAAUCUGUCAAGAAGAUCUCAGACAGAGUUACAUUCACCAACAUUGUUCCCAGGACCAGGAAAGACUUCCUACAAUAUUCCCAUCAGCUCACUCUGGAUCUGAACACAAUGAAUGAACGCCUCCUUUUGUCUGAGAAAGGAGUGAUUACUGUCACUGGCACAGUCCAGUCGUAUCCUGAUCAUCCAGACAGAUUUGAUAAGUGGUGUCAGGUGUUGUGUAGAGAGAGUGUGUGUGGACACUGUUACUGGGAGCUGGAGUGGAGUGGAGAUGAUUUAGGUGUUUAUAUAUCAGUGUCAUAUAAGAGCAUCAGCAGGAAGGGACGGGGUGAUGAGAGUAGGUUUGGAACUAAUAAUCAGUCCUGGAGUUUGUACUGUUCUCCCUCCAAAUACUCAUUCUGGCAUAAUAGCAUACAGACUGAUCUCUCUGUGGAGCCCAUCAUCAGGAGAAUAGGAGUGUUUGUGGAUCACAGUGCAGGAACUCUGUCCUUCUACAGCGUCUCUGACACAAUGAGCCUCAUCCACACAGUCCAGACCACAUUCACUCAGCCGCUCUAUCUGGGGUUUUAUGUUUGUUCUGGAUCAUCAGUGAAACUGUGUUGAUGAAUCAGAAUAGACUAACAAGAGAUUCUACACUGAUAAAAAUUAUUCUGUGGUGUAGUAAAUACUACAGAAAAACUAAUUUAAUUUCUUCAUGAAAAAGGUAGUUCAGGCAAUAAUUUAAAAAAACAAUGUAAAUUCUAUUUUGGUACUCAAUUCCAGCGGUCCCACUUUAUAUUUGGUGGCCUUAACUACUUUGUACUAACAUCAAAAAAUAAGUAUAAUGUACUUAUUUUCUUCAUACUGAAUUGCAAAACACUUUUGGGACAGGUUAAGGACAGGUUUGGUGGUAUGGGUAGGUUUAAGGGUGGGUUAAGGUGUAAGGGAUGGGCCAACAGUGUAAUUAUCAAUGUAAUUACAGAAAUUAAUUACAGAUGUAAUUACAUGCAGGUAUUUAUUUAUGUAUCAAAUAAUUAAUUUAAAUGUAAGUACAUAGUAGUAAAAGCCACCUAAUAUAAAGUGAGACCAUUCCAGCUUGUAGAAGUCAAAGCGUAAAUAUAAACGUAAAACCUACUCAACUUUUAUGAUACUGGUGUUACCAUCAUGCACUGGGGCAUGACUAAUUAAUAAGGUUGAUUUAUUUUUUAAUUUUUAAUUAAUAAUUUCUGUUUUCCAGCUGUAUUUACACUGUUUUAUCAUUGCUUUUUUUGUUAGGUUUAGUAACUUGUGAUUUUGUUACAUCUGGAGUAAAAAAAUUAUUCAUAUUCAAGUCAAGUCACCAUUAUUUAUAUAGCGCUUUUUACAAUACAAAUUGUGUCAUAGCAGCUUUACAGUAUUAAACGGGGAAAUAGUGUGUCGAAAUAGUGUAUCGUUCUAAGAUGAAUAAAUCAGUAAAAAUAAAAUUUUAGCUUAGAUGCCAUUCUUAUAAUGAUAUUCAAUAUUCAUAUUCAUAUUCAAAAAUGAGAGAAUGUUACCAUCAUUGUGUAUUGUGUACCAUGUAUUGAAGUCUCUGUGUUCAGAUCAGUGCUGAUUUACUAAUUAUGUAGAUAUGGUGUCUACAUGACAUCUAUUGUAUCUAUAUUUUUUAUUUAGAUGUUUCUAAGUAAUGUACACUUUAAAAGCAUGGUUUAAUUAGGUGCUAUAUUAAGUAAUCAAACGUUUACUGUCCAAGCUGAAAUUACUUAUUUUCUUUGUUAAAUUGACUAAACUUAGGUAUGUAGAUUUGACUUAUUCCUAUAUGUGGAAUUAUAUAUAAUGGUGUAAUGUUUACUUAUUUUUUAUAUAUAUAUACUGCAUAUAUAAAUGUUAAGUUCAGUAGUAAGUAGAUUGUACAGAGCAGCAGCAGCAGUAAAAUUUACUUAAAAUGUGUUUGUGCAAAUUCUUACGAAGAUUUUUUAAGUAAAUCCUACAAGUAAUUUUUUCAGUGUAUCCAUAAUGCUUUGAGCUACAUGAUAAAUCAUUAACAGUGUGACGUUA
Onychostoma macrolepis is the source of this 2878-nucleotide messenger RNA. RefSeq names its product E3 ubiquitin-protein ligase TRIM16-like. The transcript has 6 exons. Bases 23 to 1465 code for a protein of 480 amino acids. Gene Ontology annotation, molecular function: protein binding; zinc ion binding. NCBI's taxonomy places the organism in Eukaryota, Metazoa, Chordata, Actinopteri, Cypriniformes, Cyprinidae. The record is from RefSeq and is a predicted model, not a curated record.